Molecule: messenger RNA, 730 nt
Organism: Coturnix japonica (Japanese quail)
Lineage: Eukaryota; Metazoa; Chordata; Aves; Galliformes; Phasianidae
Source: RefSeq, a predicted model, not a curated record
CAGCUGCUCUGCUCAGCCCACACUCUUCCCCACAUCACUGACACCAGUGUUGGGAGGGUGCUGGGCUGACAGAUGCUGGGGAGGGCUGCCCCGCCGGCUCUGUGCAAGCAGAGAAAGGCAAUUGACUCCAGAGCUGUUGUCCAAACCUCUGCAUAUUGCCCUCCCGUCCCUUGAGUAGCGUUCCAUGACGGGCAGCCCCAUAGAAGACAAGGUCUGUGCUCCUUGCCCACCAUCCAGCUCUGGCGGCUCUUUGCCUCCCCACUGAUGGACGCGUCUUUCUCCUUUCAGCCCGAUGUUUCUGCUGGAAGCUGCUGGGCUUUUCAAGGAUCUCAGGGCCACGCUGUCAUCCAGCUGCCAGAGAACAUCUGGCCCACGGCUUUCACUGUGUGGCACGUGUCCAAGGCAGUGUCUCCCUCUGGGGAGGUCAGCAGUGCCCCCAGAGACUUUGCCAUCUUGGGAGUGGAUGAGGAUGAGGAUGAAGAGGAAACUCUCCUGGGGUCAUUUGUUUAUGACGUGGACGGAGAGAUCUCCCAGACCUUCCACGUUCAGGAGAAGCCCCUUCAGUCGUAUCGAAAGUUCAAACUGGAUGUGCGGAACAACUGGGGAAACGCGGAAUACACCUGCGUGUAUAGAGUGGAAAUCCACGGAAACCCCUAAAAACCCCUAAAAACCCCUAAAAAUCCCUAAAAACCCCUAAUAAACCCUAAAACCCCCUAAACUCUGAUGUCUA